UUAAUACAGAAGAUUGUAAAAUUUAAUAAAUUAGUAUUACCAAUUCUUGAAUUAGGGUUUUGUAUCAUCUGCCAACAACAGUCAUGCUUCUCCGCCGGCUCUUGAAGCUUUCUUCUCAGAAACAGCCUCUGCUCAGAGACCUCACCGCUCGAUUCUUCUCAUCUUCCUUGUCGUACAAACUUCCUUGCCGCACCAUGGGCGCUAAACACUGUGGAACUAGUGUAAGGGAUGGGGAUAUUGGAAAUCUCGAGGUAAGCAAUUAUGGUUUUGAUGCGAUCUUCGCUACGGAGAAGAAGGUGCCUAUGGAGUUGUUGAAGGAAAUGGGAACCGUAGGAUCGUCCCAUGGAUGGGUUGCUACUUUGAAGGACGGCGUGUUGCGUCUCCAAGAUGAUCUAAACCCAAAUGUAUCCGAUGUAAAUCCAAAACGCAUUUCAUUGCCUCCUCUUGUAACUCUGUCUCAUUGCCAAACCCAAAUUGUAACCAACAUAGCCAUGUCUUCCUCUUGUCCUGAGGAUGAAGACUGUAUUGUGGCGGUCAAGUUCCUGGGACCACAACUCAGCUUAUGUAGGCCUGCACGAAGAAACUCCGAGUGGACCAACAUCAAAAUCACAGAUUCUAGCUUCUUCAACUCACAUGUCAUGUACUCAAAGAGAGAUGAGAUGUUCUCAAUGCCUUCUUCUGAAGGCGACUACAUUGGAUCAUGGGAUAUCGGAGAACACAUUCACAACCGCAAGGUUCAGAAGUUGCGGUUUCGAAACCUUCCGGAGUUGGUGAAAACAGAGUGGGAGCUGUUAGAUUCGUGUUGCAGGAGCGAGCACUUGGUGGAGUCGAGAUCCACUGGUGAAACUUUUUUAGUUAAAUGGUACACCAAUAGAAACAACGACAACGGGAAGAUGAAAACAGAGCGUUUCAUGGUGUUCAACAUAGACCAGGAAGGAAACGCUGAGUACACUACAGACAUAGGAGAGAUCUGCAUUUUCCUCUCACAGGCUGAAGCUUUUUGUCUCCCCGCUAGCUUCGAUGACGGAUACGAUAACUAUAUCAAUUUCUUUGGAAUCGACCACUGCGGAUCAGCCACUGUCAGCAAUUGUUUUUUACUUAUUGAGUAUUCCAGUUCUAGUAUCACGGCACCUUACUGGAUUCCACCAAAUUUAGACUAAUAAUAGUAAUCAAUCAAAGAGACAAGUAUUUAGUGUUUCUAAUGUGAGGUUAACCUCAGGUCUCAACUUCCCAGUUAUUUUCCUUUAUAGUUUGUAUUUUUCACUGUUGAGUUUGAAGUUUUUCUGCAUUAUGGCUAUACUUUCAUUGUAACUUUGACUGCAACGAAACUACUGCUGAGAUGAUAGUAUCAUGUUUUUUUUUUACGGUUUUGAUGUGUCCCGGGCAUCAAUAUCAAACUACAGCGCAUAAGUUUUCCCGUCUAAAAACAACUUCAUGUUUUUCUUUAACAAAAAAGUAGAUAUCUCAUGUGGCUUUAUCAUAUUGAGAAGCAGUAACAGGCUUUGCAUUAUUACAUAUCUAUCCAAGAUUUGGGGUCACUGCGUCAUCAUCAGUGACAAGCUGGGACGCGGAUGGGAUGGGACUUGCCAAAUUAGAGUACCUUUGGAAAUGUUCAGUCUCCUUUUUCUUCCCUAUUCUUUGGUUAUAUAAGUUGCGGCUUCAAGCUU
Molecule: messenger RNA, 1667 nt
Organism: Arabidopsis lyrata subsp. lyrata
Lineage: Eukaryota; Viridiplantae; Streptophyta; Magnoliopsida; Brassicales; Brassicaceae
Exons: 2
Coding region: 84-1160 (358 amino acids)
Source: RefSeq, a predicted model, not a curated record